AUGACCAUAGAAGAUCAAUUAGCAUACCUGUCAACCCCGCAGCUUCUCGCCAAUCCAGGCCGUACAGAAUCACAAAGGUUUCGUGGAAGCUGAUAAGCCCAUUCUCGAAAGGCAAGCGUCUGAAAUAACAUCGGCUGCGUGGGCAGCAUCAUUUCCUUCCUCGAUAGCUGCAGAAAUGCCUAUUCCAGGCAGUGUUCCCAACCGUCCCGGGCAGGGAGGGUAAGGGCGGCAGAGCAUGGCGUCCGUCUUCGAUAAAGACUGCCGUCCGAGGGGUUGACGCCGGGCCCGGGAGUCUUAAUACAAAUGGCAUCCUCCGGCCGUCCCGGCUAGAGGUUAGGACGGACCAUGGGACGGGCGUCCGUCCAGGACAGAGUUCCUCAGCGGGCGGAGCAUAGUUAUCCCCUUCCUAUGCCGCAUUAAUUCGACCCCCCUGCGGUCCCGACCCCCCGACUAGCUGCUGCAGAGUAGUUUUCAUCUGUUGAAAGGAUUCUAGAAAUGUGUCACCCUCUGCAUUUGCAUAUAUCGUCGAUGAUUGGCUAUAUGGACCCACUCGCACCUGGAAUCUCCUGUGUCAAAGCAGAUAUUUUGAAUGAGUCAUGGCCUUACAAUUGACACCAUGCCCCUUUUUUUGAUGGCUGAGCUUACUUCAACCCCUUAGCACACUUUUCUUCUCUUCGAGUUUUUACGGUAGACGGUCACAUCAUAGCGAGAUUCGUGUCGCAGCAGACGGCUCAAAAGUGUUUACCUAAUUUUCAACCCUCCCAAAUCCUGAUUCUAGUUGGUCAAAUGAGACGUUGAUUCAGAGGUCCAGUUGCAACCAUGAUCAAACACUCUAGACACUGCUCAAGGUAGAACCCUUCCAGAGACUCUGCUUGCAUACAACCGUCAAGCUCUCCUUGACGGUCGGUGGUCCUCUCCAUCCGCUGGACGGCCAUCCAUAGGUAAACGGAGCCUUAUAGGGUCCGGGGAUCCACUAUCGAAAAGAAGGACAAAACUAAACCAUCAGGAACCGAGAGCGAGCCUUGGACACCGAUUAUUCCUCGAUCUACGUUUGCGCAGGGGAAAGGAGAUCAUCGCGACAGGCGGUGAAACUCACGGCGUGGAGGAGUUUGUUGUUAUGGGCUUUGUUUCUCUGAGAGAAGAAGAAACCCCCUUUGUGCUGGUGGUUGAAGCGAAAAAUGCUAACCUUGGGGAGGACAUGAGAGAAAGUAAUAAUGGAGGUGCUGUGUAUGGAUUUAUCACCGCGGGUGACAGGUGGAAAAUGGCCCGCUACGAUGGGGUGUUUCGGAUGAGCGAAGGGAUGGAGAUUCUAUUUGAUAGCAUGGACGAGGACAAGGGGAGGUGGAUGAAAGAUUACUCCAUUGUAGUGGAUUGCCUACUCGUCGCAUUGAAUUCCGGAAGCGUGACGGAGAAAUGA
Tuber aestivum (summer truffle) is the source of this 1417-nucleotide messenger RNA. The record is from the annotation of a GenBank genome assembly. NCBI's taxonomy places the organism in Eukaryota, Fungi, Ascomycota, Pezizomycetes, Pezizales, Tuberaceae.